Messenger RNA from Sphaerulina musiva SO2202, 730 nucleotides. Its product is annotated as dolichyl-phosphate mannosyltransferase polypeptide 3. The record is from RefSeq and is a predicted model, not a curated record. NCBI's taxonomy places the organism in Eukaryota, Fungi, Ascomycota, Dothideomycetes, Mycosphaerellales, Mycosphaerellaceae. The transcript is spliced from 3 exons. Bases 110 to 388 code for a protein of 92 amino acids. Gene Ontology annotation, cellular component: dolichol-phosphate-mannose synthase complex; endoplasmic reticulum membrane. Gene Ontology annotation, biological process: GPI anchor biosynthetic process.
GAGGAUACCUCACUCUCAGUUACUUACACCUUUCCCAAAUCCACCGACCAACCCACACUCUCCAGUCACUCUUUUCUCGAACCCGAUCCAGCCAGUCUAUCAAUCCAAAAUGACGCGCGCUCAACAACAAAUCUCUCUAGGCCUCUUGGUCGCUUCCCUCUACACAAUGCUCUUCAUGGGUCUUCUCCCCCUUCCCGAAAAGCUCCAAUUCGAAGUAAUACCAUACCUUCCCUUCUGGGCUCUCAUCUCCUUCGGCGCCUAUCUCCUGGGCAAACUCGGCUACGGAGUUCUCACCUUCAACGACGUUCCGCAAGCCCACGAGGAGUUGAUGGCGCAGAUUCAGGAGGCGAGGAAAGAUUUGAAGAGCAAGGGUGUGGAUGUGGAUUGAGAUGUGGAUUCUGUGGAAGAGAGAGAGAGAGCAAUACAGGUCUUUUUACUUUUUUCAAUUGGGGAGGGAGAGUUUGAUGAAAGUCGAGAGGAAAGAAGUGGGUACGUGUGGUGGUGGUAUAUGAGAUCGCUGGUGGGGAAAUGGCAAGAGAAAAACGAUGAAAAGGGAAAAGCGAGGCGUACUGGAAAGGAUAAGGACGGGACGGGACAGGACAGGAACAGAGAGCUCAUUAUCUUUGCACAAUAAACGAGGUCAACUGUAGUAUACCCAUCUACGUGCUCCUUGUAGCACAGUUUGCUCUGAUGCGUCGUACCUCGAGCAGGUGCGGUAGGCAGAAGAGGC